This is a messenger RNA of Staurois parvus, 275 nucleotides long. Lineage: Eukaryota; Metazoa; Chordata; Amphibia; Anura; Ranidae. The record is from the annotation of a GenBank genome assembly.
UGUUCCUGUGAGCAGUGGCGUCCCGAGCAUAUGCGGGGGUGCGGUCCGCACCGGGUGACACCUACCGCACGGGGUGACUCCGGACCCGCUCCACAAAAAGGUAAGUUGUAAAGAAAGCCGACGAUCUCCGCAGAAUGGAUCGGCUCUGCGGAUUGAGCAUAACGGAUCGGAGUCCGAUCCAUUGUGCUCAAUCCGCAGAUCCGAUCCAUUCUGCGGGGAUCGUCGGAGGGGGUGUCACCAAGUAGUGUAACUGCACCGGGUGACACCAAUCCUAG